UAUGUGGGAAAGAACAAAGACAUUGAGGUUUAAGAAGCGAAUUGCAGAACUGGGUUUAAAGCCGCACCUGCAAUUUCUGUCUGCAGUUUGCACCGCCAAUUCCCAUGAACCAGGAACUCCGACACUUGACAUAAAGCUGCAAACUCGUGUUCUUUGAGGUUACCCCUAACAAAAUGGGUAGUUCUUUUCUUAAGAAUCCCAUCAAGUUUUCCCAUGUCAUGAACCGUGUCAUUGAUCCUUACAAAGUGCAGUCUAAACCUUACUUUCGAUUACCGCAUUUCCUGAGGAAGCCUAGAGAAUAUCAAGUGUCAUCACCGUCUUUGUUCACUUCUUCGUUUUCUUCUUCUUCUUCAACCACCGCCGCCGCCUCCGCCUCCAAGGUUGGUUUUGUAGGUUGGUAUUUGGGAAUGAUCAAAGCCCGGCCCAUUCUCACCAAAAGUGUUACUUCUGCACUUAUUUACACUGCUGCUGAUUUAUCCUCCCAGGCUAUUGUGCGGCAAUCUUCAGAACCUUUUGAUUUCGUAAGAACUUUACGCAUGGCGGGAUAUGGGAUGAUCAUCUUAGGACCAACACUGCAUUUCUGGUUCAAUUUCAUGUCAAAGCUUUUCCCAAGGACGGAUCUUUUCUCUACAUUGAUGAAAAUGGUCAUGGGUCAGACACUUUAUGGACCUGCCAUGACUGUUAUUUUCUUCUCAUUUAAUGCGCAUUUGCAGGGUGAAACUGGCACGGAGAUUGUAGCACGCUUAAAGCGGGAUUUGCUUCCUACGUUUUUGAGUGGCGUUAUGUACUGGCCUUUGUGUGAUUUUAUUACUUUCAGAUUCAUUCCUGUCCAUUUACAGCCAUUAGUCAGCAAUUCAUUUUCAUAUUUGUGGACCAUUUACAUCACCUAUAUGGCAAGCCUAGAGAAAGCUGAGAUAGCAGAGAUAGCAGAGAUAGCUAGCUGAUCAUUCUCAAAGUAAACUGUGGUAUACUAUCAAAUCUUUUGGUGUCCCCGGGAAUUCUGAUCUCGUUGUCCAAGGAUAUACUACGAAUUAGAUUAAUUGGUUUCAUCCUGUUUAACAAAUAUUCCUCCUGAUUUGUUUUGGUUGUAUAACCUUUUUUCUUAUACAAUUAGACCUAUUUGUAGAACCUCUAUAGUGUUGUUGUUAAUGAAUUUCCCCCCUUUUUCUGGAA
Messenger RNA from Lotus japonicus, 1173 nucleotides. RefSeq lists its product as uncharacterized. Gene Ontology annotation, cellular component: membrane; cytoplasm. Lineage: Eukaryota; Viridiplantae; Streptophyta; Magnoliopsida; Fabales; Fabaceae. The coding region runs from base 174 to 944 and encodes 256 amino acids. The record is from RefSeq and is a predicted model, not a curated record. The transcript has 4 exons.